AUGGCCGACGUCGCUACCUACAUCGAUGAGGAGAAAGACCUGGCGAUGACCCCGCGCACUUUGUCCCCGGAAAAUAACGACGGUGAGGUGGUCAUCCCCGGGCAGAAAUUGCCCGGGUUUUGGUGGCAGCGUUGGGGACAAGGAUUGAAUCUGAAGGAUCAAUUCGCUCAUGAAGAGCAUCAAGCGGUGAAGUACAAAGUCCUGGAAUGGUGGCAGGUCGGAGCGUUGAUGAUCGCGGAAACGAUUUCGUUAGGCAUUCUAUCGCUGCCACAAGCCGUAGCCGCUCUUGGCAUGAUUCCAGGCCUGGUCUUCAUCUUCGUUAUGGGAGGACUGGCCUGGAUCACAGGCAAUGAAUACGGCAAACUGAAACUCAAGUACCCAGGCAUCUGCGACGUGGCUGACUCUGGAUACAUGCUAUUUGGGCGAUUCGGAUGGUACCUUUUCUCGAUCGCUCAACUGGUGGUCUUCGUGUUCAUCAUGGCGGCACAUAUCACAUCCUUCUCGAUCAUGAUGAAUGUUGUCACAGAGCACGGAGCUUGCUCGAUUCUGUUUGCUCUGACGGGCUUCGGGGUCUCUUUUAUCCUGGCUCUUCCACGGACGCUGAAGUCGCAAUCGAUCUUCUCCUUCGUGUCAUGCGUAUCCGUCACCGCCGCUGUGAUUAUCACCAUGAUCAGCGUCGGGGUGACCAAACCAAAUCCGAACAAUUUCCAGUGGGCCAACACGGCCAGCGACUUUCCGCAUGCCAUGGUUGCACUGCUGAACAUCAUCAUGGCAUAUUCAGGACAUGUUGCCUACUUUGGCUUUACCUCCGAAUUGAGGGAGCCAAAGGAUUUUUGGAAGUCCUUGACUAUGUUACUGGGCAGUUCGUCGGUAUUAUAUAUCGUGACUGGCUGCGUAAUAUAUUAUUAUGUCGGAACGGGAGUGCCAUCCCCAGCUCUGGGGGCUGCGUCUCCGCUUGUCCGCAAGAUUGCAUAUGGAAUCGCCGUCCCGACCAUUGUCGUUGCCGGCGUUAUCAAUGGGCAUGUUGCAUCGAAGCACGUUUACCUUCGAGUUUGGCGCGAAACCAGCGUCCCGCAUGAGAGGACUUUCAAGUCAUGGUCGAGCUGGGUCGGGAUCGUCUUUGCUCUUUGGGUGCUGGCAUGGAUCAUUGCAGAAGCAAUCCCGAACUUCCAUCACCUCCUAGCGCUCGUGAGCGCAUUGUUCUGCGGAUGGUUCAGUUUCGGUAUCACCGGGUUCUUCUACCUGUACCGUAACUGGGAAGACAUCAGGCAAGGCAAAAGGAAGCUGGGGGUGGUGUUCAACAUCGGAAUCGUCAUUAUGGGUUUCUUGAUCUGCAUUCUCGGUCUUUAUGCAUCCAUAACAACUCUGAGCCAAGGCGAGGGUGGAUCGCCUUUCUCCUGUGCGGACAACGCUGAUGAAUAGGGGGCCUAAGAGGGGUCCUCGUCGCCACGAGAGGCGUGGGAGCUGACUGCUCGAUUCCGAUUUGCUUUGAUGCAGCGUUUAGCGAUGAUACCCUAUGUGUCGAUUAGGAAUGGCUCGUCCUGUGAUCCGGGUGGUCACACGGGAGAAGCUCAUGUACAUCCGGCGAAGUAGAUCUUCAAUUUAGCCGAUAUGAAAGGGAAAAUAGACAAUCGUCGAGAGUAUGUCAACGUCCGUGAUCAGGUUCCUGCCCAACGAUAUCAUUUCCUGGCUCUUAUCACAAACUCGUGUCUUCUCAAUGGUCCUUGACGACCGCAGAAGAUGGCCGUGGGUAGGGAAUGACAAUCUGUUCGAGACUUAAGGAUACAUAAUUACACGGGUCAUGUCUCUAAAGGGAUGGUAAGAAUUCCCAAGAUAUUGAAGCCGAGGUCUGGUACCUGGAGCAAUGCAAGGUUCGAG
This is a messenger RNA of Eremomyces bilateralis CBS 781.70, 1878 nucleotides long. RefSeq lists its product as uncharacterized. Gene Ontology annotation, molecular function: amino acid transmembrane transporter activity. NCBI's taxonomy places the organism in Eukaryota, Fungi, Ascomycota, Dothideomycetes, Eremomycetales, Eremomycetaceae. The transcript is spliced from 5 exons. Bases 1 to 1422 code for a protein of 473 amino acids. Gene Ontology annotation, biological process: amino acid transmembrane transport. The record is from RefSeq and is a predicted model, not a curated record. Gene Ontology annotation, cellular component: vacuolar membrane.